AUGGACUUCCCUUGGAUGACACUCCACCCCCACCCCCUGGCCUUCAAGCUGGCCAGGUCGCUAAGUGGAAAGUUGGACAACCAGCCCGUCACAAUUGAAAGCCAUCUCGGAGGUGGCACCACUGAUUCGCAGAUGAUUCCCGCUCUUUCUUUGCACACAUUAAUUAUCACUUCCUGGCGAGAGUAUGUUACGCAUUCAUCUAGAGUUCAAUAUUUGUUUGGGUGUGCUUCUCUGUUGACAGACAAAGUCACCGACUGCUCCAACGCCCGCUGCAAGAUCGUCUUUGACAUCACCUGUCCGGCGGACAGCCUGAAGAUCGAGCCGCGGCAGCCGCCGGGGGAAUGCUGCCCUCAACCGGCCACCUGUCGCUGCGACUUUGCCUCCUGUCCCGACAUGAUGUGCGGCGAGGAGUACAACAAGGUCAUGGUGAGAGUGGCUACGGGUCAGCCGGGAAGCUGCUGUCAUCAGUACGAAUGCAAGCCUAAAGAUGUGCAGAGCUUACCAGCAUGCAGUGGAGUUGUCUGUCCAUCCGUGUCUACCAACCCAACAGUUUGCCCUCCGGGUACCAGACUAAUUCAGGGUGGUUUCACGCCAGACGGUUGCUGCCCAACACCAAACAGGUGCGAGUGCGUGCCAGAAAGCUGCGAGGUGCCCACCUGUUGGCCUGCAUUUUCCCCCAAGCGGGUUGCCACAGCGACGCUUGAACUGGGCCACUGCUGCGACACAUAUGACUGCGUCGCAGUGGAAGUCAUGCAGAAUUGCAUCCACGAGGACAUGCUCUUCAUGGAGGGCGCCACCUGGAACGUGGGCCACUGCAGAGUCUGCACCUGUCUGAACCAGACAGCCCACUGCGAGAUCACUCAGGCCUGCUACGCGGAGCAGAGCCUCCUAAUGUGCUACACGGACACCGGUCUGCGCACCCCCGGCGAGCGAUGGGACGAGGACGAGUGCACAAGCUGCCAGUGCCUGGAAGGGGAGAUCAGGUGCCAGACCGCCAGCUGUAUCACCAACUGCCUGAACGCGCGCAGGAUGCCGGGGAUCUGCUGUCCUGUCUGCGAAGAGCCAACAUUUGUCACCAUCUCAUCAGUGGAAUGCCCCAAGAUGAGCUGUUCAUUACAAUGUAACCAUGGCUACAAGCAUGAUGGCAGUGGCUGUAUGACCUGUGAAUGUGUCGAAGGAACCCCUGGUGUUUUGACGACAGUGACUCCGCCCACCAUCGUCUGCCCUGCCCUGGACUGUGCUCUGGUGUGUCCGCUGGGUCUUAAGAUGGACAGUGAUGGCUGUAGGAUAUGUGAAUGCAACACAGAGUCCUGCCCAGACAUGAUGGCCACCUGCCCCAAGUUUUGCCCCCUGGGCUACCGGAAGGACGAGAGGGGUUGCAGCCUGUGCAAGUGCCAGCGCAAGCAGGCCUGCCCAGACUCCGAACCCUGCGACAAGACGUGCUUGUAUGGCUACCAGUCUAGCCGCAACGGCUGCCUGCGCUGCAAGUGCCAGAACUGCCCCACCUUGCUGGAUUGUGCCAAGCAGUGCACCCACGGGCUGGAGCGUGACGACAGGGGAUGCGAGAUCUGUAAAUGCAAAGGCACCGCCCUGCCUACUCUCCGCCCAGUCACCUUAGGCUCCUGCCUGACACUAGACGGUCGUAUCCAUGACGACAGUGAGAUCUGGCAUGACGGUUGCCGGGAAUGUUUCUGCCACAACGGCAAGGAGAUGUGCUCCCUGAUUGCCUGCCCAGUGCCGGAGUGCAACCAGCCAACCAUCAGACAGGGUGACUGCUGCCCAACAUGUCCAGACUCAUUGGACAAUGGAAGCCUAGAGCCCGCCGUCAGCCACCGAGUCUGUCAGUCUCUCCGGGGGGAGUAUUAUAUCGAAGGGGAGACGUGGAACGCAGACUCCUGCACGGUCUGCGUCUGUCAUGAGAGCAGGGUCUUGUGUUCUACAACGGCCUGCCCUCCCCUGCCUUGCAACCAGCCUGUCAUGGGAGAGGAAGGAUGCUGUCCUGUUUGUCCUGACAACAGCCUGAAUGGGUCAGCCACGCCGGAUGACGUCCGGCCUCCCAGCAGCUGCCAGAUGGCCAGCGGCGUCUUCUUCGAGUCUGACGCCUCGUGGAAAGAAGACGAUUGCACCAGCUGUACGUGCCAAGAUGGCGAGGUCACCUGCUACUCCCAGGUCUGCACACCGGUGGAGUGCAGGGUACCGGUGCUCAAGAAGGGACAGUGUUGUCCUGUUUGCAUGGGACCUACUCCGAUGUCCCACUGCGAGUUUGACGGGGUGGUGUACGCAGACGGGGAAACCUGGAACCUGGACCAGUGCAUCCACUGCAUGUGUGAUAAAGGCAAGACGGGAUGCGUGGUACCGGACUGUCCGAACACCAGCUGCAGCAACUCCGUCAUUAUGCCCGGUGAAUGCUGCCCCCGUUGUCCAAAUGACACACCGAAGCACACAGAGAAACCAGCUGUUGAUAAUAAUGAAGUUCUUCUUGGUAAUGAUGUAGAUACACAACUCACGCCUAUCAUGCCCAACCAUGUUUUAAAUGCAAUAGAUUCCUCGUCCAAAACAACUCAAGAGAACAACAAGUCCUCGUCCAACUCCUCCAAGCCAUUCCCCGUGGUUCCCGUCAUCUUCUCCACGCUCGCCGUAUUCCUUGCCAUCUGCAUCAUCCUCAUCAUGCUACUCUACGUCACCCGGUGGCGCCACCGUCUCCUCUACCAGGUCACCAAGAAGGGAGCCCCGCCCCCAAAGGUCAUCCCCACGAAGCCCCCACCGCCGACGGCAACAGCGCCCUCGGCCAAGACCAUGAACGUGGACGUUAAGAACACAAACCGGGACUCGGUCCGCGACUCGGUCCGGGACUCCAUACGAGACUCGGCCAUUUUUAAGGACAAUAUGGCGGCCAAGAGCCACCUGGAGGUCGGGAUGGACGUCAAGCGGUUAAGCGAUUACACGAACGUGAGACCGGUUCCUGUCUGAUGGGGACCUGGGAUGAAUCUCAUUCAGAGUAUUUUUUUAUAGCUAAGAAAUGUAAUUAAUUGUAGGUUUCUCUUUUUUCUUUUACUUUUUUAGGUCUUGAUGGGGGAGGGGGAAUUUUCCCUUCUAUAUUUUGUAUGGGAAAAAUAACACUUAUAAUCUUCCCAACCUCUACAUAACUGUUAAGAAAGUAAACAGGACCCAAUUUCCGGAAGGUGUUAAGCCCGGUUCGUACUCUGCGCGAAGGCGAACGCGAACGCGAAUUUGUGACAUCGUGGGGAGUAUUCGCGCUGCGAAUUCGUAAAGGUUUAUUAUACAACGCUAUCACACUUUAGCAUAAUGGAAUGGUCUGCACUGCCACUGAGGCAACAUAAUUCGAGUUGAAAUAUAUAUUAUAUUUCAACUCGACGAAUUUCGCAUGAAUGUUUCAUGACGUCAAAUUCGCUUCGCAUUCGCAUGAUGUAUGAACGGGGUUUAAGCAGAAAAUAAUGCUAAGCAUAUUUGCGUAAUAAUCAAGUGGGAAAUUGAUUCAGUUUAACAAGCAAUAAAACUCUGCAUAAUAGUUUGGCUUGCAACUUAUUCUUGGUAAGCACACAUUGUCUGUGCAUAACCCCAUGAAAAUGUGCUCCCCUUAAUAACUGUAUCAUAAUAAAGUUUUUAUGGGAGUAGGAACAUGAACCAAGGUUUCUGUAUUGCUCGUGUCCGUAAAUUCCAUAACUUGUAAUUGAGAUUGAAAUUCAUUUAGUUCAAGUUUAAAAUAUAAUGAAACUUUUUCCAUUUUUAAUUUGUAUUUUUGUGGUAUUAAGGAUGCAACCAAAGUUGUUCUGAAUUACAGUGACCGUGACAUGACAAAAAACAAAUCAUGAAGACAAUUUCCUGUCAUGUUCGGUUUGUUUUUAGGUAGUGCAAACUUUUUUUCAAGUUUGUAAAUUUCGUAGUAAACUUUCAUCAACUCCUUAUGUUUAUAAUCGACAAAGUGAAGUAUUGAGUUUUGAAAACAGGGUUGCUUUGGGGUUUUUAAUAAUUAAAAAAAAACACCGCCAAAGUUGCUACUAGAGCUGUGAAGUUGAACCUCAGGUUUGAAAAACUGAGGUCACGAUGUGAAUUUACGAGAAGCUCUUAAAAGCUCGAUGAUAUCCAUCUGUUAUAAGAUGAGUUGAUUUUCGAAACCAAGAGUGUUGCCUUUAUAUUGAUUCAGCGAGCUUGGUUAGCACAAUUUUAUCCACUAAAAAAGUUUUGUGCUGGUGAUCAGCAUUAUGUGCUUACAGUGCCUGCAAGAAAUCUACUGUCUAAGCACAUUAUCCUAAGAAGUCUAAACGGGCUCAUGUCUGACAACGGCAGAUGGUGAUUACAAGUCUGAGAUCAGACAGCGCAUCUUUGGCCUUAUGACCUGCAACGAAGAGGUCAAAUUUAUUUAAAUACCCAUUUGCAUAUGAAAAGUGCACCGUGUUCCUAUUGACAUGAUGCUGGUUAUUAGCUGGCCAAUCAGAUUAAAGGUGCAUCGGCACGGCGACCAAUAGGAUUUGAGAAUUGUUAUGACAUUGCCUGUCCUAAUAGACAUGUUUGACAAGGUCAAGUUGCCAGUCUAAUUCCUUAGUUAUCAAUCUGCGCAGGAAGAGUUCCUUGCUAACCUGUCAAAUAAACAUAAAUUUCUGGGAUUUUCAAGGAUUCUUUGCCUACCGUAGGCAGAACUAAAUGUGAUCCAGAUGAUUUUCAGAAGGGCUGAAAAUCUAGCUCUUGCAAUGAUGUCAAAAUCACAAAGGAGUAUCUGUCUUAUUUUGACAUUGAACGAACCCAGGCGCAGGAUUUUUUUUUUUUUCACAAACCUCGAUGCCAGACAUGUCCAGGCCAUCAUCUGCUGGUAGCACACCCUGAUAUUUCCGGCCUCGCUCGCUGCGAGCGGGUCACUGACAGAUUUGUCCGGCCUCACUUGGCGUGUUUAUCUGUCAUGCAAAACCUUUGCGUAUAUAUACACGUCAUCCGACAUGAACUGGUUAAAGGCAACAAGCGCUGUAGGCACACUUUUGGCAUAAUGAAUGAAAAACUCAUUACAGCUCAUACAGGACUAACUCUUUUUUUAAUUUUUUUUUUAUUUAUUUUAAUUUUUUUUUAAUAUGAGUUAGUUUCCAUCAAAAAAGGUAUUCAAUGAGAAAGUCUAUAAAAAAUAUCCACAUAGUUACAGGAUCUCUUUUUUUUUUCUUAUCAUAAUUAUUAUGCCAAUGUAUUCAGAUGCUUGAUGUUUUCCAAUCGAAACCACCUUAUUCCGUAACCUGUAAAUAGUAAUCUGUAAAUAUUUGAAAACUUGAUAGUGCCAUGUAUGGUUUUUUUUUUUUUUUUUUUUUUUUAUCUUUAAAUGACAAAUUAAUAUUUAUGGAACUUUACUUGAAAUUGGACAAGAGCAGCAUUAUUUGUUAAGUUUGUUUGUUUGUUUGUUUGUUUGUUUGUUUAUUCGUGUACUGUACAUGUUAGUGCAUUUGCUUUUACAUGGUAAUGUUUAGCCCUGGUCCGGACCUGACCAAAUUUCAUAGCACUGCUUAACAGUUAACAGAAAAGUUGUGCUUACUAUAGCGGAAAAUCAUGCUGCUGCUUAAGCGCUAUUUCAUGGUAUGGAUGUGCUAACGGUUGUGCGCGCAUGCAGAUUUCUGUUACAUCACUGAUUUGAGAGCCUUUUUCCUCUGUGGUUAAGCGUGCUUUUGCUGCGCUUACUGCUUACAGUCUCUAUGAAAUAGACGGAGGCUCACUAAGCACAAUAUCGGCUGUUAAGCAGCGUUGUAAAAUUAGGCCCUGGGCUGAAUUUUACCAGUGUAGAGCCCUGGACAAGUGUACUAGUGAAGGCUUGAGGGUUCCCCGAAAAUUCUUGAGUUUCGACCCGCAUCCGACCUGGAGAUUUCGGUUAAUUGGGAAGGGCCUGUUAAGAUGGAUUUAUAAUUUUCUUUUUGUAAUUAAUUUCAUUAAACAGUUAAAAGCAAAAUUCUUGUAAUAGGUGCAUUGGCACAUGUAUUCCAAAGUCGCCAAAAACUUGAUCGGACUUUCAGCUUAUUAAACAGUUAAUGAAGAGUUACAAAACUUCUUUUUUUGGUUUCGAGGGAUUGUAACAGGAUGUAUAUUAAAGUACAUCAUUACUAAUUUGACUGAUUGGACAUGUUACGACAGGCAAAACUCUUGCCUUUGGGUGAUACUAACUUCCCUGUUUAUUAGACCAUGAGUUUAACAACUGUUUUAUAGUGGAUAUUAUAUUUUAUUGAAAAUUAAGGCCAGUGGGUAAUUUCACUGGUAUCAACAGCACCCACAGUGCGGUGAAAUUCAGCCGGUACAUGCUAAUUUUUAGAGUGCCCUUAUUGGACAGUUUAUUUGUAAUAAAUGACUACAGGGAAGGUCAGAGGAGCAUGCUGGGAUUGUUUUAACAUUGGAUGUUGCUCUUCACAUGUUAUAAGCACUGUGUAUCCAUGCUUUCUGAGAGAUUGUCAGCAAAACUUCUCAAGCUUGCAUUGGUGGGACUCCAACCCAUGACCUCCUGCUUGCUAGUGCUGUGGUCCUAGCCACUCAGCUACCAAGCUUUCCAUGGUCAACUGGCCAGUUCGAAUCCAGUUUAGCCGAAGGUUCCACAAUCAACAACUUUGGAUGGAAUUUCAAUACCGAGUUUUGCCGCUCAUCUAUGUUAAAGGUAAAACAAGCUCUCAACAAAAAUCACUGAGCUCACAGUGCUUGUAGCAUUUCGUUGAAGAAAGUUUAAUGUGAUAAAAUGUGCAAGGGGAGUGGAAAACGGAAAAGAACACCGAUUAUUUUAAUACAUAAACAACUCUUGCAUUAAAAUGUACAGAUGUUAUGUAGGCCUACAGUUGUAUAGAAGAACCGAAUCAUCUAUUUUGCAUUUUCAGAUCUGCAUAUAAUUUAGAUAUUUGCAAAAACUACUACUAAAAAAACUCAUUCUACUUAUUACUCCAAAGACAAUCGUUGUGUACAGCUUGAUUUUAAUUUGUGUGUGUGUGCUUGCUAAGUGUAACCAUGUGUCAAACAGGGUCAAUAUUAUUUAGGAAAACAAGGAGUGUUUUUUUGUUUUUUUUUCUUUCUUUAAAAAAAAAUCAACUCAUGUACUGGAAUUGUUUAUUGAAGCAUUUCCUUUUUUGAAGAAGAAGAAUUAUAGAACACUCAAAAUUUUGAUACAAGAUUUACAUGUAUAUAUGAGAAGCUGGCAAGUUGUUGUUUUGCAAGAGGUUUUUUUAUUUCCGUGCCAGAAAAUUGUGUUUGUGGUUUUGCGGCAGCCAAGAAAAAUGGAUUUGUUUGUAUAAUAUGUAAUUAAAAUGCAAUAAUGCCUUGCAUAGAUGUAAUAGUUGUAUCCGCCAAUAUGGAUGAGUAAAUAAAAUUUACUGAGCUUUUGAGACGUGAACAGAUA
Patiria miniata (bat star) is the source of this 7360-nucleotide messenger RNA. RefSeq names its product cysteine-rich motor neuron 1 protein-like (gene crim1). Gene Ontology annotation, molecular function: protein binding; serine-type endopeptidase inhibitor activity. Bases 1 to 2970 code for a protein of 989 amino acids. The record is from RefSeq and is a predicted model, not a curated record. NCBI's taxonomy places the organism in Eukaryota, Metazoa, Echinodermata, Asteroidea, Valvatida, Asterinidae. The transcript has 16 exons.